Messenger RNA from Candidozyma duobushaemuli, 1485 nucleotides. RefSeq lists its product as uncharacterized. The coding region runs from base 1 to 1485 and encodes 494 amino acids. The record is from RefSeq and is a predicted model, not a curated record. NCBI's taxonomy places the organism in Eukaryota, Fungi, Ascomycota, Pichiomycetes, Serinales, Metschnikowiaceae. The transcript has a single exon.
AUGUUUCAAAUUCUAAAGUAUAAAAAUUACUUGGAGUUGAUUGAAAGUCAGCAUGAGGCGGACGCUGUCACAUACGCAGAGGUUAGAAAUCAAUCGUUUGGAAAAUUUGUUAAUAAGAUAUCAACAGAUCAAGGCGAUGUACAUGGCAGGGAGAACGAUGCCGAUCUAUAUCGUCAUGAAGGAAUCUUGGCCUGUGAACUUUUCAGAUGCAGACAGUUCUUGAGAAGGCUUCUUUCAUUCGAUUAUUCGUCGAGCGGAAAUGCUGUUCAAUAUCUACCCGAGGAGCUUAUACAAGCGAACUUUACUAAUUAUGUAAGGUAUCUAUUACAGCUUCCGCUCACACUUCCUGACUUCUGCGAGAACCUUGAUCCCAUCACUGCUUCCCACUACAGAUUCAAGUCAUCAUUACAGGAGCUAAAGGAUAGACUUAACACGAUAGCACAAGACGGAUUUGGAAACGAAGCAUUAGUCCUUCCUGGGGCCGAUGUCAUAGUGCAGGCGAUCACUAAAGUUCUGUACGAGUAUAUGCUUUUGGAGCAGUAUCACAUUGACGUAUUAGCGAAAUUAGGGAAAAAUGCACUUGUGGAUCGCCGUAUCAUCAAGCUACUUUUCAAUCUUUUCAGCUUGAAUAUGAAGCUCGACAAUCCCGAGGCGAUGAAGAUCUUGAACUUUAAUGUUUUCUUCAGCGCUCAAUACUCCUGGUACCUCGCUCUUACUGUUCCGUUUGUGCGAGUGUUCGAAUCUAACGUGUUUGCCAACGAGACCAAGGAUUCCAUGGAACAUGAAGACGCGAUACGAAGACUGGAUUUAGAGCUUCACAAGAACUUUUUCAAGAAGCUUGAAUUUGAAUCCUUCGAUGAGUUUGACAGCUUGACAAAAGGUGAUCUCAUGAAACUCAGGAGGUCUCUCGAAGGAGAUCGUGCUACAGAUGCCGCUUCAAAAACCUCCGAACCUUCAAACCCUCGGCACAAACCAGAUAACUUUGAAUAUCUACAGCAAAGCAUUUUCAGAAUAAAGACGGAAACAUUUCAUGUCAUACAGUCGCGAGACCUUUAUUUGCAAUUGAAUGUUUCUAAUUACAAAGAAAUCAUUCGUGAAUUUCACCGCAUUUUGAAGAAAGGUGGAAUACUUGAAUUACCGCUACACAUACCGAGGUAUACGCCUACGUGUGACACAUUGACUGAGCGAUACCCUGAAAGCCCUUGUGGGGCAACAUACAAAAGGGAUGAUCACCUUAUUGACGACUUUUUAAAUGUACUCAUUCAGGAGUUGAGCCUAGUUUUCGGUUCAAAGAAUGUGAUGAUUGGUACCUCCUUGAUUUCCGGUGACAGUAAGAUGAAUGCUUUUGUUUCGAAUCAUAUCCUCCUUCGACUUCACGACAUCUACGGUGAUCUCGAUUCAUUUGUUGUCCGCUAUAGAGAGCAGGAAUUAAAUCAUGCCAAGAACGGGACAUAUUUUUUUUAUCUUCGCUCCGAGAAGAUAUAA